Molecule: messenger RNA, 333 nt
Organism: Linum tenue
Lineage: Eukaryota; Viridiplantae; Streptophyta; Magnoliopsida; Malpighiales; Linaceae
Source: the annotation of a GenBank genome assembly
CUGUUUCUGGUUUCAGUUGGCGAUGAGAAGGAAAAAGGCUCCAUCAUCGUCUUGCUCGUCGGUGCUCCGGGAAGUGGGAAGUUCACUUUCAUCGAGCAUGUAAUGCAAUCGUCUUCCCGGUCCUGGGCUCAUAUUUUCCAACUUGAUGGUUCCACAAAAGAAGUUCAUGAGGUUGUGCUUGAUUUCCUGCUCAGGCGGCUUAAACCUGGAGGUGUAGGUGGAGAUGUGAAUGCUGCAAUCUUCAAUGAUGUUGGUCCAGCUCUUGAGGUUUCCCCAAGGGAUUGUGCAAAAUCUCUUCUCCCUGGACAUGUCGUAGCUGUUCCUCUCACUUAA